UGAAGAUUAGUUCAGAAGCUAAGGAAGAUGGCAGCAGAAUAUGGAGAAGUGAAGUUUUUUGGGUCAGGAGGAAGCCCUUACGCUCGCAGGGUUCAGAUAGCUUUGAAGCUGAAAGGAGUUCAGUACCAACACUUUGAAGAAGACAUCAGGAAAAAAAGUGAACUUCUUCUCAGGUACAAUCCCAUCCACAAGAAGGUGCCAGUGCUUGUUCAUAAUGACAAGCCCAUAGCUGAGUCGCUUGUCAUACUUGAAUACAUGGAUGAGACCUGGAAAACUUACCCCAUCCUCCCUCUCGACCCUUAUCAAAGAGCCCUCGCUCGCUUCUGGUCAAGGUUCAUCGAUGAUCAGGUGCUGCCUGCAAUACAGGGAGCAGCAUGGACGGCGGAGGAGAAGGAAAGGGAAAAGGCGAUUGAAGAAGCGAGUGAAGGACUGGGAUAUCUGGAGAAGGAGCUGAGAGGCAAGUUCUUUGGAGGAGAGACUAUAGGAAUUGUGGACAUAGCGGCGGCGUACAUAGCGUUUUGGCUGCCAUUAGUGGAAGAAGCGGUGGGUCUGAAACUGUUAAGCCACCAAAAGUUUCCGAAGCUGCAUCAGUGGAGUCGAGAGUUCUGCAGCCACCCUGUGGUGAAAGAAAACCUCCCUCCUCCUUCAAGACUGCUGGGUUUCUUCAAAGCUCGCUAUGCUGCCAUUACAGCUUCCAAAUAAGAUUAUAUAUAAAUAUAUGCAACCCUCUGCAACUCUAUGCUCUUCUCUGCUUCUUCUUGGAGUUUUAUGUAAUAAUAAAGCUGUAUUUUGUGGCGUCACGUAUUAAGCUUUGAGUGAGUCCAUGAAUAAGUUGAAUUAUCUGCGUUUUUCCAAUAUGAUAAUAUCAUAAUUAAAUAAUGAAACAUUGCUUUCUCUCUUGUAGGA
Neltuma alba is the source of this 906-nucleotide messenger RNA. Its product is annotated as probable glutathione S-transferase. Gene Ontology annotation, molecular function: glutathione transferase activity. Gene Ontology annotation, cellular component: cytoplasm. The transcript has 2 exons. The record is from RefSeq and is a predicted model, not a curated record. Bases 28 to 702 code for a protein of 224 amino acids. Gene Ontology annotation, biological process: glutathione metabolic process. Lineage: Eukaryota; Viridiplantae; Streptophyta; Magnoliopsida; Fabales; Fabaceae.